Colletes gigas is the source of this 951-nucleotide messenger RNA. RefSeq names its product voltage-dependent anion-selective channel-like. The transcript is spliced from 6 exons. Gene Ontology annotation, cellular component: mitochondrial outer membrane. The record is from RefSeq and is a predicted model, not a curated record. Gene Ontology annotation, biological process: monoatomic anion transmembrane transport. NCBI's taxonomy places the organism in Eukaryota, Metazoa, Arthropoda, Insecta, Hymenoptera, Colletidae. Bases 81 to 932 code for a protein of 283 amino acids. Gene Ontology annotation, molecular function: voltage-gated monoatomic anion channel activity.
UGGUGUACCAUCUCACGUACGCAAUUCUGAGGCGAAGUCACGCAGUUUUCUGCCCUCGUGUCUUAUAACAUAAAACAAUCAUGGCCCCGCCAACAUAUGGAGAUUUGGGCAAAAGUGCUCGUGACAUAUUCGGUCAAGGUUAUCAUUUUGGUUUGAUCAAAUUAGAUAUUAAAACAAAGACUAACUCUGGAGUCGAAUUCUCUAGCGGCGAGGUAUUCAAUCAAGAUACUGGAAAAGUAUUUGGUUCUUUAGAAACCAAAUACAAAAUUAAAGACUAUGGAUUAACAUUUAGUGAAAAGUGGAAUACAGAUAACAUGCUUGCAACUGAUGUAACUCUUGCUGAUAAAUUGCUCAAUGGUCUUACUCUUGGCUAUAGUUGUACUUUUUCACCACAAACAGGAACCAAAACUGGAAAACUGAAGACUAGUUACAAACAUGAAAAUGUAUCUGCUAAUGCUGAUUUUGACCUUAGUCUUUCUGCUGGUCCCCUUAUCAAUGCAUCUGCUGUUGUAGGAUAUCAAGGGUGGUUGGCUGGUUAUCAAGCUUGCUUCGAUACGCAAAGAAAUAAACUUACAAAGAACAAUUUUGCGCUUGGAUUCACUGCUUCUGACUUUGCUCUUCAUACAACAGUAGAUAAUGGUCGUGAGUUCAGUGGCUCUAUUUAUCAUAAUGUAAAUUCAGACUUACGAGGAGCGAUUAAUCUUGCUUGGAAUUCUAGUAAUAAUGUUACACAAUUUGGAAUUGGUACAAAAUAUAAUCUUGAUUCAGAUGCAAGUAUUAGAGCUAAAGUGAACUCUCAUCUCCAAAUAGGUUUGGGAUAUCAACAAAAGUUACGUAGUGGUGUAACUUUGACACUAUCUACAAAUAUUGAUGGAAAGAACUUUGGUUCUGGUGGACACAAGAUGGGCUUUGCAUUAGAUCUCGAAGCUUAAAUAUGAAUGGUUACAGACA